Molecule: messenger RNA, 945 nt
Organism: Drosophila navojoa
Lineage: Eukaryota; Metazoa; Arthropoda; Insecta; Diptera; Drosophilidae
Gene: Ten-a
Product: Teneurin-a transmembrane protein
Biological process (GO): motor neuron axon guidance
Source: RefSeq, a predicted model, not a curated record
CUCUUUGCCCGUCUGCCACCAGGCAUGGAGCACUACAAUUCGGACUGUGAGCCGGAAUAUCUGCGCAAACGCGACCAUCGCACCGAGGAUGCCAGCCAAGCCAGCCAAGAGGUGACCUACGCUCAGCCGCAUCAGCGAAGUGGCGCGGCAGCGGCGCAGUCGCCCCUGAAGGUGGCCACCGUCUCGGCGAGCAGCGGCGGCGCCAUCAAAUAUCCCUCGAAUGCCAACCUGGGCCUGUUCCCCAACAGCAGCAGCAGCAGCAGCACGACGCUGACUGCGGCGCCGCGCAGUACAAAUCCCUUCCUGAACGGCAAGUACGCCGCUGAGGAGUCGCCUCCAGAUGCUGGUGAGGGCAGCGCCAGGGGCGUGGCAGCAGCAGCAGCGAACGCCUAUUUGCUGCCUGCGUCGGCGUCAUCGUCGACUGCGGCGUCGAGCAGUCGCAGCCAGCGCAGCGGUGCAGCGCGCAGCACACUGAAUCGAUUGAGCGGCAUGACGAGCUCCAGCAGCGGCACCUCGGCCCUUUCCGUCAAUCGCAGCGAACGCGCCCAGACGCCACUACAACAACAACAGCAGCAGCAGCAGCAGCAGCAACAACAGCUAACGGUAAAGCAAUCGCAACUGCAGCUCUCGUGCGAUCUGAAUGAAUUUGGGGACAACAACAGCAGCGGCGAGUCGGAGCCACCGCCAGAGCCGGCGCCGCCGGAGAUACCGCCGCGCACUCAGUCGCUGCUGAUGUCCUUGCGCAAGCAUUCCGACUACAAGCUCAAGUACGAGGAAAAGGGGGACCAAAAACACGAGGAAUUCAUACCGACCAGCCAGCUCCAGAAGGAUUAUAUCAUCAGCGAUAAUCUACGCACUGUGGAGCAACAAUUAAAGCCAAUUUCUCCAGGCGAUUCCCAGGGAUUCUUUAAUUAUACCCUAAAGAUAUCUUACUCGGUUGGCUAA